Molecule: messenger RNA, 9509 nt
Organism: Mus caroli (Ryukyu mouse)
Lineage: Eukaryota; Metazoa; Chordata; Mammalia; Rodentia; Muridae
Gene: Unc5c
Product: unc-5 netrin receptor C
Biological process (GO): netrin-activated signaling pathway; axon guidance
Cellular component (GO): membrane
Molecular function (GO): protein binding; netrin receptor activity
Source: RefSeq, a predicted model, not a curated record
GGGAGCUGUCGUGGUGGCCGCGCAACGCCUCCCAGCACUUCCCGAGUGGGGGCAGAGCAUUAGCAGGCGGGAGACGUCAGUGGCUAGGCGCAGUGGACGAGGGACCUUCAAACUCCUCCUCGGAGGCUCCUCUCCACCCCCUUUGGCCCCUGCCCUUGGAGAAAGUGGAGUGUGGCGCUCAGGCUGCUGUUAUUUCUCAGGACUGCCUGGCGGUGGCCGGAUCCAGCCUCCUGCCCGGCUGGGCUUUCGGCUGUUUGCGCGUCUCCUGGUGGCGUUUCCCUUCCCCGUACACUUCUGCCGACGAUGAGGAAAGGUCUGAGGGCGACAGCUGCCCGCUGCGGACUGGGACUAGGAUACUUGCUGCAGAUGCUUGUGUUACCUGCCCUGGCCCUGCUAAGCGCCAGUGGCACGGGCUCCGCCGCUCAAGAUGAUGACUUUUUUCAUGAACUCCCAGAAACCUUUCCAUCUGACCCACCUGAGCCAUUGCCACACUUCCUCAUUGAGCCCGAGGAAGCUUACAUUGUGAAGAACAAGCCUGUGAACCUGUAUUGUAAAGCCAGCCCUGCCACCCAGAUCUACUUCAAGUGCAACAGCGAGUGGGUUCAUCAGAAGGACCACGUAGUAGACGAGAGAGUAGAUGAAACCUCCGGUCUAAUUGUGAGAGAAGUGAGCAUUGAGAUUUCACGCCAGCAGGUGGAGGAACUGUUUGGGCCUGAAGAUUACUGGUGCCAGUGUGUGGCCUGGAGCUCAGCAGGCACUACGAAGAGUCGGAAGGCAUAUGUGCGCAUUGCGUAUCUGCGGAAGACAUUCGAGCAGGAACCCUUGGGAAAGGAAGUGUCCUUGGAGCAGGAAGUCUUACUCCAGUGUCGGCCACCUGAAGGGAUCCCAGUGGCUGAGGUGGAGUGGCUAAAGAAUGAAGACAUAAUUGAUCCUGCUGAAGAUCGGAACUUUUAUAUUACUAUCGAUCACAACCUGAUCAUCAAGCAAGCCCGACUCUCAGAUACAGCAAAUUAUACCUGUGUUGCCAAAAAUAUUGUUGCCAAGAGAAAAAGCACCACAGCCACUGUCAUCGUGUAUGUCAAUGGUGGCUGGUCCACCUGGACAGAGUGGUCUGUGUGUAACAGCCGCUGUGGGCGAGGAUAUCAGAAACGUACAAGAACCUGCACCAACCCGGCCCCACUCAAUGGCGGGGCCUUCUGUGAGGGGCAGAGUGUGCAGAAAAUAGCAUGCACUACGUUAUGUCCAGUGGAUGGUAGGUGGACUUCGUGGAGCAAAUGGUCAACCUGUGGGACUGAAUGCACCCACUGGCGCAGGAGGGAGUGUACAGCACCAGCCCCCAAGAACGGGGGUAAGGACUGUGAUGGCCUGGUCCUCCAAUCCAAGAACUGCACUGAUGGGCUGUGCAUGCAGGGAUUCAUUUACCCCAUUUCAACUGAGCACAGACCCCAGAAUGAAUAUGGAUUUUCUUCUGCUCCCGACUCAGAUGAUGUGGCUCUCUACGUGGGGAUUGUGAUCGCUGUAACAGUCUGUCUGGCGAUCACUGUUGUGGUGGCCCUGUUUGUGUAUCGGAAGAACCACCGUGACUUUGAGUCUGACAUCAUUGACUCCUCAGCACUCAAUGGCGGCUUUCAGCCUGUGAACAUCAAGGCUGCCAGACAAGAUCUCCUGGCUGUCCCCCCUGACCUCACCUCAGCUGCAGCCAUGUACAGGGGACCUGUCUAUGCUCUGCAUGAUGUCUCAGACAAAAUCCCAAUGACCAACUCUCCAAUUCUGGACCCACUACCCAACUUGAAAAUCAAAGUGUACAACAGCUCAGGUGCUGUCACUCCCCAGGAUGACCUUGCCGAGUUCUCAUCCAAACUGUCACCCCAGAUGACCCAGUCCUUGCUAGAGAAUGAGGCCCUUAACCUGAAGAACCAGAGCCUCGCAAGACAGACUGACCCAUCCUGCACAGCAUUUGGUACCUUCAACUCCCUUGGGGGUCACCUCAUCAUUCCUAAUUCAGGAGUAAGCUUGCUGAUUCCCGCUGGGGCCAUUCCUCAGGGGAGAGUCUAUGAAAUGUAUGUGACUGUACACAGGAAAGAAAAUAUGAGGCCCCCCAUGGAAGACUCUCAGACCCUGCUUACCCCUGUGGUGAGCUGUGGGCCUCCUGGAGCUCUGCUGACCCGCCCUGUCAUCCUCACUCUGCACCACUGUGCAGACCCCAGCACCGAGGACUGGAAGAUCCAGCUCAAAAACCAGGCAGUGCAGGGACAAUGGGAGGAUGUUGUAGUGGUUGGGGAGGAGAACUUCACAACCCCCUGUUACAUUCAGCUGGAUGCAGAGGCUUGCCAUAUCCUCACAGAGAACCUCAGUACCUAUGCCCUGGUUGGCCAGUCCACCACCAAAGCAGCUGCCAAGCGUCUUAAACUGGCCAUCUUUGGGCCCCUCUGCUGCUCUUCCCUGGAGUACAGCAUUAGAGUCUACUGCCUGGAUGACACACAGGAUGCCCUGAAGGAAGUUCUACAACUGGAGAGGCAAAUGGGAGGACAGCUCCUAGAAGAACCCAAGGCUCUUCAUUUUAAAGGCAGCAUCCACAACCUGCGCCUGUCUAUUCAUGACAUCGCCCAUUCCCUCUGGAAGAGCAAAUUGCUGGCUAAGUAUCAGGAAAUUCCAUUUUACCACAUCUGGAGUGGCUCUCAAAGAAACCUCCACUGCACCUUCACUCUGGAAAGACUCAGUCUAAACACAGUAGAACUGGUUUGCAAACUCUGUGUGCGGCAGGUUGAAGGAGAAGGGCAGAUCUUCCAGCUCAACUGUACUGUGUCAGAGGAACCUACUGGCAUCGACUUACCUCUCCUGGACCCUGCUAGCACCAUCACCACUGUCACUGGACCAAGUGCUUUCAGCAUUCCUCUCCCUAUCCGGCAGAAGCUAUGCAGCAGCCUGGAUGCCCCUCAAACAAGAGGCCAUGACUGGAGGAUGCUGGCCCAUAAACUCAACCUGGACAGGUACUUGAAUUACUUUGCCACCAAAUCGAGCCCAACUGGCGUAAUCUUGGAUCUUUGGGAAGCACAGAACUUCCCAGAUGGAAACCUGAGCAUGCUGGCAGCCGUCCUGGAAGAAAUGGGAAGACAUGAGACAGUGGUGUCCUUGGCAGCAGAAGGACAGUAUUGACCACACUGGAACUGACGCUGAAGGACACAAUUACACAGGGAGUCUGUGUUCAGGAGAACCACAUCUGAGGAGGAAAUCCAGAUAGGACCAAGGCGCUCUAACAGGCAAGAUGGCAACAGGAAACGUGGGGGACAGAUAUAACCACCAAGGUACACGCCCACUUCAUUCGGACAGCACCACCGCGGGAGUUAAGAAAAAUUGUGUAAAUUUGUACCUUGAAUUUAAGAAUCAAUCUAAUUUUCUCUUCGUUGGGCUGUAUGCUGUAUGGUACAGGAUCUUACAGUUUCCUAGGAAACGCUUUUUAUUGCUAUCCAGAUGUAUGGAUAAACUUUCUUAACAAACCCAGUUUCUACAAAUGUUGUUUACAUCAAAUUGGACAGGGAUGCAGACACUGUCCAUGGCUUGUUCUAUUUUUGUUCAGAUCAUUUGAAGUUGAAGCUGUGGACGGUUUAUUGUGUCUAUUUCAGAUUAGUAAUUUACAGAGAAAUCACAGACUUUUGCUAAAAAUCAUGUACAUCAAGUGUCUCAGAUAAUCUUCCCAUCAGUGUUCUGUUUCUGAAACUUGUUGGACCAGUAUUGGCAUUGGUAUCAGGGAAGUGGAGAAUCUAAAUGUAAAGGAGAAAUUGAGAAAAUUCCUUAUCUCCCGGGGGAACCCCGUUGGUAUCCUUUGGGAACAGAUCUCUAGCAUUACAGGGGAGGUAGCGAUUCAUGUUCCUCCACACAAACAUUUCUGUACCACAUGUGUGUUUGUAAUAAGCAAUUUCAAGUGUUUUUUAAAAAAAUAUUAUCAUUAUUAUUGAUGAUGAUUACAAAAUAUUCUAGUAAAAAGAAUUUCCUUUUGUUUUAGUUAGCAAUACUGUUAGUGUUUGGUGUUGACGAAACCUGCCUCCCUUCCUUGCCUAAAGAGGUGGGCAUGGUCACCAGUUUAGUUCAAUAGCUUUGCUUCCUUGACCUUUGGUCUACCAUGCUGUGGUGGAAAAGACAGAAAUGCUCAAUGGCUAUGUCUGCUCUUUCAGCUUGCUCGGUUAGAGUCUUUCUGUUCUUGCUCUUAUCAUGAGGAGAGUUCUCUAUGUAAAGUUCAUUUACUCUUGUGGCUAUCUGGGAGGCAGUGUGGUUGUGGGAACAGUGUCUGAACUAGGAAUCAGGAAACCAGUUAUCCUUGUGGAGUUGGUUCCUGUCUGACUGUGAGACUUUGGGGAAAACAUUGAAACUCACUGGCACUCAUUGUCCUUCUUUGUAAACUUUGAGGUUGAGACCAGAUCAUCUCAAGGUUCCAGAAUGCUGAUCUCCCAUUCAGAUGUCAUCAGCCUUUUCUAUCUUGCAGGCAGAAUUGACUUGAACAGGGAUGACUUCAACGCGCAUUUAUUUGUUUGUCUUUAUCUUUGUGUCAUUAUUGCAUGAUGUUGUUCGCUGAAAGAUGGCAUCCUUUUCUUACCAUUGUCUUGACCUCUGCUGGGGCCCUAUCGUCCAACCUUCCAACUAAUUGUAAAUUCUACUUUUUACUCAUUUAUUGAUCUCACGAUUGCAAGACCAUUUCUACAAAAAGCCCAUGCAGCUGAAUGAAUUGGUAACAUUUUUCUUUCUUUAUUAGUCUUUGCUUUAAUAAUAUUCAGUUGUAUUUACGUAGGUUAGCGCUUUAAUCCUGUAAAACGUUAGUUGUGCAUACUAUGAGUUCUCCUUGGGAGCAUCCUGGUUUUUGUUUGUUUUUAUUUUUUGAUAUAGGAACUCCAUUCAGCAGAUAGUGAAUGAAAACUUAGCAGCCCCACUGACAUAGUUAAAUAGAAAGCACCUAUGUCCUUAAGUCUGAACCUUCAAAAUGUGGCUGUGGUGUACUUUGGGGCUGGAAGUAUUCAGGUUGCUGAAUGGAUUCCAUUGGGAAUCAUUUUGCCUAAUACUCUCUGAUUCUGUUACUUCCUGAUACACUCUAACUCUUCUAUCCUAGUCAUUAAAGAACUGUGGAUACAGUUGUGGAGACUCUUCCUUCAUGCUGUUUGUCUUCUCUUUCAGAGAUGUAUUCUACAGUCUCUUUCUCUAACCAUAUUCAUAUAUAAAAUCCUGGUCCCCCUGACUGUGGAAGGGAAAUUCUAUACUCCUAAGCAAGUUUGUUGGCUGAUAUCUAUAAGCAUGAGUUUGUUCAAACUUUUAAGAGUUUGAUUGAUACUCUUAAAAAGUAAGAGGAAGGAAGACUUUGCUGCCUCUUGAAACAAGUGUGAAGGUUCCUCUUCACUACUUGGAUUUUGGAACCAUCCAAGAAAUCGAAACUGAGAGGUCUGGCCUGGAUGUUCUGUGUAACUUCAAUGCUUUGUGCUAAGUCAAGAGGAUCAAAUAUGUUGCUAUUCUGGUUAAUUUAUCCUAAAAACUGUUAAGUCACCAACACAGAAAUACUGAAUAUAACCAAAGCAACAUUAUUGAAUAUUUUGAGAGUCCUCAUGUUCAAGCAUCUAGAGAUACUUGCUUUUUUAUUCAGACUCUCACAACAGGAAAAGGAAAAUGACUGAUCUCUUAGGAAGGAAUCAUUUGUCAUAGAACCGCUUUCUAUCAUGUGAAUGACAGUUUCCAAACUAGAACAUACCAUACAUGAAAUAAUUUUCACUGAGCAACCUGCUCUUUCUCCUUUGGAAGAAAGCGAUAGUUGUUAGAUUGCCGCUCUCCAACACACACGUUUCACCUGCCACACUUCAUUUUAGAGGGAGCUUCAGCAUCACCCCUGUGGCAUGUCUGACUUCUACAGAGCUUCUCAGGAAUGCCUUGCUUGCUGUGGGUGGGUAGAAAAACAAAUGAUUUGUGCAUGGUGCCAUCUAGUGGCCUGCCACAUAGUUACUCAAUGUCAUAUACAGCUUACAAAAAAUUAACAAAGUACCUGUGGAGUUGGACAUUUGUGACAAACAGACAUGGUGAAAUUUACCUACAUGUGUAAUUCUCUUAUUCUCGUAUUCUUCAGUUAAAUUAUCCAUUUUACAAUUUUUCUGGGUAUAACACGUUAUCAACUUACUCAUACACAUCUUAAGUUACUUUCUUGUGAUAGACAUGUAUGGAAUCUGUAUUUUAAAAAGUCUCUGAAAAUUGUCAUUGGGCUUUGCAUAUUUGAAAUCGUUUAAUUCCAAAACACCGACUUUUAGAAAUAUAAACUGUAUUCAUAAAGAAGGAAGAUUCCCUACCCAACAGCUCCACACACAUAUACAAACAUAUAGCAUCCCCUUGGGCAUAUAUAUUCUUGCUAGGUAUCCCAGAACAACCUCAAAUCCACGACCCUAUUUCCACAGCCUCUCAAGUGGUGAGAGUUUAACUAUGUACCACUAUACCUGUUUAAACCUGCUCUACAUUUGUAAAUGAGAAUCCUGCCUCUAUGGACAUGGAAGUUGUGGCUGUUAAUCAAGACGAAUGAUCUUCAGAUGAAUUAGACCUUCUGAGAUUAGGAAUCUAAAACUUCAUGUUCUCUUCUUAUUGACAUUAAUUCAAAUUGGCUUGAGUCUAAGCAUGUGUCAAGAAAGUCACAGCCAAACAUUUUCAAAGCAGACACAUUGUCUCUGCUAUACAAAGAAUUCCAUCCUGAUCUGAGCAAAUUAAUCUCUUCAGGAUAAUUUGGGAAAUAAGAGGUCCAAGAUCAAAGUAUAUCAUUAGCUAUUUUCAUAUAUGCUAUGAUUCUACAGAUUUUAAUUAAUCCACUAUCAAAGAGUAGCGACAUUCUUUAGGGAAAAGUUGUAAUGACUAUAUUUAGGAUCCUCUAUAAAAUAGGUAUUAAAACUAGGUUUUUAAGACAUUUCUCCUAAAAGUGAUUGAAAGGGAAACACUCAGAGGGUAGGAUUUAGACAGUUCACAUCUGGAAGAGAGUAGAUAGAUGGUUGCCUACAUCUCUGUGUGUCUCUGAUGAGGACCUGGCACCUGUGAUCCUGGGUCAUUCACACACACCUACAUAGCCAUAGGAUAAAGAGAGCUUAUAGGGAGGAUGUUCUGUCCCAGAAUCCAUACACAUCCCUACAGUCUGCGCUCUGGAGCUAGCAAUGUAGAAGGAUGUUAGAUAAUAUGAGAGAAAAAGUAAGAAAGAUUUACUUAUUCCCCGGUCUUCAAGAUGAACAUGAAUUUGAGCUGAGUAAUUGCUCUGGAAAAGUAAUCUAUUCAGAGAUAUGUGCUGGCCUAAGUCCAAGGCCAGUGGUGGCAAAGGAGGAUUACAGAAACACAGUGUGGGUGGACUUAGGCUUGAGAUGCCUUUACUGAGCAGCUUUGUAAACCAGAACAUCAUUGUUCAAAUCAGUCAUUUGUAAAGAUGAUAAUGGCCAAUGAGCAUCUUAUUUUAUAGAUCCAAAAGAAAAAUAUUUUUAUUAUUAUUCUCAAGAUAAUAAAACUGGUUUUACCUUCUGAGUGCCUCGUGGGACCAACUAUCUUACUCCUUUAGUUUUGUAUUGUUUUUGUAUUUUUAAAGCAUACUGAGCUGACAUUGACUGAAAACCUUAUAACUCUCUGUCUAUACAACAAAAUACUGUUUCUCUACCCCAAGAGAUCCGAUUGUGUCACCUCUGCUUACACUGACCACUUUGACAGUCACCCGAUAAUUUUUUGAUGGGAUUGGGACUAUGAGGAAUAUACUUAUUAUAACCAAUACUAAUUUAUGAUCAUAUAGGCUAAGUAAGCCAUAUGAAGUCAUACCUGUUUCCAAAAAGCUGACACUUAAGCUCAUUGGUUUAAUGAGUAGAAAUGGCCUGCAUGUACCAGGGUGGAAUAUUUUUUCAAACUAACAAUGCAGUUGUGGAUCCUUUAGUUCUUUUGGUCAAAUGGUUGCCCCUUUUUCUGAAAACUUACUGCAACAGUCUUCAGGAAGUCCAGUGGGCUUGCCUAUUUCCUUUCUUGAUCUGUGGUGGGAUAUUAACAGGCUUAUUCAACCAAAGGUGUUUUCAGAGGCCUAUUUAAUUGUGGCUGGGGUAUCCUCAGGACAAAUAGAUGCACUCCAUAAAUAUACUAGCAGGCAAAGCCAGAGAGAUGUAAGUGGCAACCUGCAAGUCUUCAGUAUACUAAACUUUAUAUGAAGGAAUCUAUCCCAAGAGUACCAGAAUGCUACAUUGGAAACCCCUGCCGUAUAUCAGGACGGUCAUGGCCAAACCCACUAGUUGCUAAGCAGAAAACCAGGGAGUGUCCUGAAAUACAAUCAGCUGUCCACCAGCCAUGUUAUUUGCUAUGGUACACCAGCUUUUUAUAUAUCAUUUGGGAACCUGUGCUAUGGCAGAAUUAUAAAUUGCAGGUAAAAGUACUGUAAGACACAUUUUAAAUAAGCCUAAACCCCAUACCAUCUUUAUAUGCCAAAGGCCUAAUGCCAUGGAGCCUGAUGACCCGUGGCCAUGGUGACUGUGAACUGUGGGCUAGUUGUCCUGAUGGGCAGCCUAAGGGAUGAGCUCUCUGCCUUUGAUCUUCACUCAGUGAUGAUGUGGCAACAUCAAAGUAUCCUGAUGAGCUCUGUGCUGUAUUAAACCCAUUUUAAGAUAGCAUUCCAAACAAAUCCACAGCUAGUAGAAAAUGCCUUUGCCCAUUUCUGUGUUCCUAAAGACAUUAAUGGCACCUAUAACUGCAUACAUAUGUAUUCAGAUAUAUUUUUCUCAAAGAAUAUCGGAAAGAAAGAGGAGCCAGUUGAAGACAUGACUCGCAUUCUUUCUUUCACUUGUUCCUAGUCCGACUAUGGGUAUUGAUGCCCUCACCCUUCAGACAAUGUAUUUAGCCAAGUUCCAGGGAAUAUCAUUAUUGUAUGUAUACUGUGUGUAUGUGUGUGUGUGUGUAUGUGUGUGUAUGUAAGAUGUCACAGUGUUGUGUUUAUUAAGCUUAAUGUUGAGCUGUAAGGAACCAGUAAUCUUCCUCCAUGCUCUAAAGAAGAAAACCCAUAUUCAUGAGAGAACAAUCCCCAGCUUUCUGCUUUAAAAAAAAAAAAAAAAGAAAGAAAGAAGCUGGGCUGCCCUCCUGCUGUCUUCUUUGGACCAGUUCAACUUCAGAAGUAUCAGGUUGAAAUUUUAUGCUUUGUCAGUUUUUCUUUUUUUUUAGCAAAACAACACGACCUUAGCUUCUCAGAUAUGGACCACUUCUUCCUUCCUUUGUUAUGGAAUUCUGUCUUGCUGUAUCUUCUAUGCAACUCCUUUUCUAAUGACCCCCAGUGGCUGCAGAGUGCUCUCCAGCAUUCUGCUCAUCCUCAUCGCCUUGCUGUGUGGUUGAGGUGUACCAGCUUUGGGUGUGCCUCUUUUCUCUCUCUGGUUGCCUCACCCAAUUUUCCUGCCGUCCCCUUGGUUUGUAAACUGCCUGCAUUUACUCUUGUCAGCCAACAUGUACAAAUGUAAGAAAGAAUUUUUAAACAGGUAAUAAAUUAUAUUUAUAAGCAA